CUUCCGCCAUAUUUUUGCGGGUAAUGUCCGCUAAGCGAGACAGCGUUAUUCUUUGCCCUGCAAUAUCCCGGCAUGCAACACCCUCUGGCCCGCCCAGUAUCCGCUCUCCCCUCCCCCUCCCCCUAGCAACACAACCAAGAUGGCGGCGCCCAGUAACGCGGAUCGUUCGCCCGGGAUAUCAAUGCAGUUAAAGAUCCCGAAGACCGAGGCCCCGUCACCGGAAUCACCUGAUCUGAGCGAUGGAAAUCCGUACCAUUCCAACCCGUCGACUCCUACCCGCUUUUCCCCUUUGAACUUGGGUACCCCAAGCUCUGCGAUCGCAGGCCGCGGUAGCUCGGCCUCCGCCUCCAACAGCUUUCCCGCCUGCAGAGGGAUGUCUUGGACACCGUCGGAAACGAACGCGCUGAUCGCCGUUUGGGGCAACGAGCGACUGGCUGAGGCGCGCAUGCAGCAGCUUGAAGGGGCUGGCACGGUGUUUUCCGGCAAGGCGCCGGGGCCUGCCAUGUAUGAACGGGUCUCCCGCGCCCUGGGUGAGCUUGGAUACGAGAGAACGCCUUCCCAGUGUCGAGAACGAAUUAAGGUUCAUAUGCAGUACAUUGUGCCAAGAUAUGUGGACAUAGUGGCUUCUCUGCAGCUAACAUGUUGGACUAGAUGUCAAAAAAAAAAAGAAAAAAGAAACAGCUUUGUUUCCUGCUAUGUACUUGUUGAAAGACCCUUCACCUUAAGACGAUGUUACAGUCGUGUCAAAGAACAUGGUAUUGGCAAACGGAAAAGCAGUUACUCAAUAGAGCAGCUGGAAAAGGUGUUUGGGCAGGGAGGUUGGGACUCACAAACCUGUCAACCUGUAUUAAUAAACAGCAGUGGUCUGUACCAGGAGAUGGAGUCUGAUGGGAGUACAAUGGAGGAUUACUCCCAAGAGGAUUGGGUAAACCAAGAGCUACCAUCCUUCCAGGAGAAAGAGCUGGACACAGAGGAUUUGAGCUUUUCAAAAAAAAGGUCAGUGCAGCUUCGGCAAGAAUCUACAGAGGAACUCCAGAGGCAUGACAUCAUGCAGAACGUGGUGCGUAUCUUAGAGUCGGUGCAGCUCAAAUGGGAACAUUUCCAGACGUGGACUGAUUUUUCUCGGUUACAUCUCUCCAACAAGUUAGCCAUCUUUGGGGUGGGCUACAAUACUCGCUGGCGAGAGGAGAUUCGUUACCACUAUGCUGAAAUCAGCUCCCAGGUGCCUCUGGGAAAGCGCUUACGUGAGUACUUUAAUCCAGAGAAAAGUGAAGGCCGUGUCAUUAUGACCAAGGUGCAGAAAAUGAACUGGAAGAAUGUCUAUUACAAAUUCCUGGACAUCACUAUCAGUGAAGCACGCUGCCUGGAGCUACACAUGGAAGUAGACUGGAUUCCUAUUGCCCACUCACGAGCAACAGGGAGCACCAAUAAUGUGCAAUAUCUCCUUCCUGGAGGUAUCCCCAAGACUCAUGGCCUGUAUGCAAUAGGCUAUGAGCAGGCAUCCACCCCAUCUGCCUCGGAGUGUGGGGACAAUGAAGGGGAAACGGGCAGAUCCCCUGAGAAAGGGGAAAGCAGAGAGCAUGCUGAAUCCUCUGUUCCCAAAGUGACUUACUGUUUCCUUGGCAUUGCUGAGGAUCGGACACUCCAGCAGUGCCUGUUUCAACACUUUCAGAACGGUGGUAAGUACUAUGGCAGAGGAGAGCCAUCAGCCGUCACCAAGUUCCUCACAGGGAACUGCAAUGCACAGCUGGAGGAAGGGGCAGCACCACCGAAAAACAUCUACAUUAAGUUCAUUGAGGUGGAACUGGAUUUUCUGUCUGCAGGAUCCUUAGUGGAGUGUUUGGAAAUAGCAAUUGGAUACUCCUUAAAGUUCAACAAAUAGGGCCUGAGGUGUGGAAUAUUAGCUUCAGGAGAGCGACAAAGCCUUGCAGGAAGGCAACUUGUGUCACCUGUCUGGUUGCAGCUACACUGACUCUCCUUGAGAGUUUUUUUUUUCUUUAUAAAAGAAGGGCAGUCCCACCCAAUGAGUACUAGGGAUGGGGGGGAGAGGAACUGACUUAACUCAACCCACAGAGUUCCCUUCAUGGGAGCCUCUUGCUGCAACGCUGCCUUUUGGACCCAACAGUCUUCUUUUUAUUUUUUUAAAUUCAAUCUAAUACUUCAACCAGAGUGCCAGCAACAACAGAAACUGGAAAAAAAACUGAAAAGCAAAUUAUGAACAGGCUGUGCUGGAGUUUUAGAUAGCAUACCAUGACAAAAUAAUGAGUGUCUAUUGCUUUGAUAUAUUAAUGUGAACAUUCCAGCAUUUCCAGACAUUUCAUAUAAAGAAUUGCUGUAAUAAAAUAUUAUCUACUAUUAA
Molecule: messenger RNA, 2359 nt
Organism: Polypterus senegalus (gray bichir)
Lineage: Eukaryota; Metazoa; Chordata; Cladistia; Polypteriformes; Polypteridae
Gene: msantd2
Product: myb/SANT-like DNA-binding domain-containing protein 2
Exons: 5
Coding region: 140-1882 (580 amino acids)
Source: RefSeq, a predicted model, not a curated record